GUCGUCGAAAAUGAUUCGACGAGAAUUUAAUCGGUCAGUGCGACUCCAUCGUAAGGAUGUGGAAUCGUAGCAGAAUAGUAAGCCUUAUGCGGACUGUUUCGCACGGCAGUUGUAGCUGUCCGGCGCAUUCGCGACUUGCCGUGGCGACAGGAUCCAGCCAGCAGUGUUCCUCUCCAGCAAAGAAGGACUAUGCAUUCGAGAUGUCAUCGUCAACGAUACGCUACGGACCGGGUGUUACCCGUGAGCUAGGACACGAUCUGCAGAACCUUAACGCCAAACGGGUUUGUGUAGUGACCGAUAAGAAUGUGGUAAGGCUGCCAUCGGUGAAGGCGGGACUGGAUUCACUGACCCGGCUCGGUAUUGACACCGUACUGUUCGACGAGGUGCGUGUUGAGCCGACGAACGAAAGCCUUCAGGUGGUGAUCGAUUUUGCACGCCAGCAUAACUUCGAUGCGUUUGUGGCAAUCGGCGGUGGUUCGGUGAUCGACACCUGCAAGGCAGCGAACCUGUACAGUGCCGACCGGGAUGCCGAAUUUCUCGACUACGUCAAUGCACCGAUUGGCAAGGCAAAGGAGGUGACCGCCCAGUUAAAACCGCUCAUCGCCGUACCGACAACUGCCGGCACUGGGUCUGAAACGACCGGAGUCGUCAUUUUCGACCACAAGCCACUGCACGCAAAGACGGGAAUUUCUAGUAAAGCCCUGCGGCCAACGCUUGGGCUGGUUGAUCCACUCCAUACACUCUCACAACCGGAGAAGGUGGCGGCGUACUGUGGGUUCGAUGUAUUCUGUCAUGCACUGGAAAGUUUCACCGCGAUCCCGUACACCGAGCGAGGCCCGGCACCAGCUAAUCCGAAACUACGACCACCGUACCAGGGCAGCAAUCCUAUCUCGGACGUGUGGGCUCGCUUUGCGCUCGAAACGAUCCGGAAGCACUUCCGGCGUGCAGUGUUCCACCCGGAUGAUCUAGAGGCCCGCUCCCAGAUGCACCUGGCGUCGACGAUGGCGGGCGUGGGAUUUGGCAAUGCGGGCGUUCACCUUUGCCAUGGGCUGUCGUACCCGAUCGCGGGUAAUGUGAAGAAAUUCAUACCCCAGGGUUACACCGGCGGGCAUCCGAUAAUUCCGCACGGGCUUUCGGUGGUUAUGACGGCACCGGCCGUGUUCCGCUUUACCGGUGGAAGUUGUCCAGAGCGGCACUUGGAGGCAGCGGAUAUUCUUGGAGCAGAUGUAUCAAAAAGCCACCGGAAGGACGCUGGCGCGAUCCUCUCAGAUAUUAUUCGGGAGUACAUGCACGAGUUGAACAUUGAGGAUGGACUAUCGGCGCUCGGCUUCGAAUACUCGGACAUUCCAGCGUUGGUCAAGGGAACUCUUCCGCAGGAACGGAUCACAAAGCUUGCACCCCGUGCCCAAUCGGAGGAAGACCUCGCUAAACUUUUCGAGGAUUCUCUCACCGUAUACGGUUGAAGUGAAGAUGUCCGAUGGCUGGAAAUAAAGAACAAACACA
Messenger RNA from Anopheles coustani, 1503 nucleotides. It is a transcript of the gene T3dh, whose product is annotated as probable hydroxyacid-oxoacid transhydrogenase, mitochondrial. The record is from RefSeq and is a predicted model, not a curated record. The transcript has 4 exons. Gene Ontology annotation, cellular component: mitochondrion. NCBI's taxonomy places the organism in Eukaryota, Metazoa, Arthropoda, Insecta, Diptera, Culicidae. The coding region runs from base 57 to 1463 and encodes 468 amino acids. Gene Ontology annotation, molecular function: metal ion binding; alcohol dehydrogenase (NAD+) activity.